Molecule: messenger RNA, 741 nt
Organism: Symbiodinium sp. CCMP2456
Lineage: Eukaryota; Dinophyceae; Suessiales; Symbiodiniaceae
Source: the annotation of a GenBank genome assembly
AUGAAGAGAUCCCUGUUGCGCGCUGCAGCAGAACCUCUGAAGCUCUACCAGUAUGCGAUCUGCCCCUUCUGCAACAAGACGAAGGCAGCCCUGGACUUCCUGAAAGUCCCCUACAGAUCGGUGGAGGUGGAUCCACUGACGCGAUCGCAGAUCAAAUUUUCGAAGGACUACAAGAAAGUGCCUAUCGCAGUGAUGUCUGGCGGAACGGUGGUGGGCGGCUCAACCGAGAUCGUGGAUGCCGUUCUCGAAUCUGAGGUGUCGGCGCCUCAAGCUGGAGUGGAUGCAAAGCACUUCCUAAGCGAUGAGGCGCGACACUGGAACAAGUGGUGUGAUGAGAAGUUCGCUGUGUGCGUCUAUCCCAACAUCACCCGGAGCGUCUCCGAGUGUUGGCAGGCCCUGGGAUACUUGCAGAAGUGUCCAGAGUUCUCGCUGCCGCGAGCCGUGGCGACCCGAGCGCUGGGUGCCGUAGGCAUGGCAGCCGCCCACGGGAAAAUCAAAAAGAAGUACCAGAUGGAGGAUGAGCGCGAGGCGCUCUUCACGGCCGUAGAUGCGUGGACUGCUGAAGUGGGUGGCAAGGAGUUCCGAGGCGGCGAGAAGCCGGAUCUUUCGGACUUGGCGGUCUUCGGGUGCAUCCGCGGCAUCUCAGAUCUGCCGCUGUAUUCAGAGAUGACAGAGCACAAGGCGUUUGGGCCCUGGUUCGGCCGAGUCGCCAAUGCGUUAAAAGCAAAGAUUGCGGAGUGA